Plectropomus leopardus (leopard coralgrouper) is the source of this 607-nucleotide messenger RNA. The record is from RefSeq and is a predicted model, not a curated record. NCBI's taxonomy places the organism in Eukaryota, Metazoa, Chordata, Actinopteri, Perciformes, Serranidae.
CAGACAGACAGGUGAGAUGUGUGUGUUCAGGGGUGUGCUGUUAUGUGUGUGUGUCAGUGUGUGUGUGUGUCUGAACCUGUUGAAUGAAGCCGUGACGUUCAGCGGACCGACAGGAAGUCUGUUUGGAUUCUCCGUCGACUUUCACACCUUCAACAACAAGUCCUUCGUUGUCAUUGGAGCUCCCAAAGCCGACACCAACCAAUCAGGAGUGACGAAGGGAGGGGGCGUGUUCCUCUGCCCCUGGUCACCUGGAGGCGGAGCCUGUGACAUCGUCAACUUUGACCUGAAAGGUGACGAGGACUUCAGCAGCGGCGCUCUGACCUUCAUCACCUUCAAGAGUGAGCAGUGGUUUGGAGCCUCAGUCCGAUCAGUCAGCAACACACACCUGCUGGCGUGUGCGCCACUUUCUCAUUGGAUGGCUCAGAGGCCAAGGGCGGAGUCUGGGAAAACACCUGUGGGGAACUGCCUCCUAUUGGACCAAAGUACAGGAAGGUCCGCCUCCUUCUCCCCCUGCAGAGGAGUCCUGAUGGAGGAUGACUACCGCCGCAUAGACAACCGAAACGACAAGCGUUACUGUGAGGUUGGCUUCAGCACUGACAUCACCAAG